This is a messenger RNA of Monopterus albus (swamp eel), 6826 nucleotides long. Its product is annotated as E3 ubiquitin-protein ligase DTX1-like. Gene Ontology annotation, molecular function: zinc ion binding. NCBI's taxonomy places the organism in Eukaryota, Metazoa, Chordata, Actinopteri, Synbranchiformes, Synbranchidae. Gene Ontology annotation, biological process: Notch signaling pathway; protein ubiquitination. The record is from RefSeq and is a predicted model, not a curated record.
CAUACAAGUGUUGCCUUGGGCCCAUUGGGCAGUUCGAUAGUUACAUCUGUUUUCAGUACAAACCAGCAGUGUCGUUUUCCCUGGAUCCAGACCGGUUGAACCCGUUCUGCUGUGACCUGGGACUGAGCCUGGUUACUGCUGAGGCUGCGCUGUUGGAAGCCACUACUUUCUACACUUCGCUACGCCCCAAACUACGGAAAACACACACACGUACACUCGCCGUCGCUUUCUACACCCUACCCAGCGUGGUUUUAUCUCGCUCCCGAUGCUGAAGCAACCCCCGUGAAGUUGUUUUUAAACGUAUUUUCCCUUCCCUACAUCGGAGUGAUUUCCUCCACUGUCAGGAGUCCCGCAGAACGGAAAGGCCGUCGUAGGAAAAAUCGAUCCGCAGGAGAAACAAUCAGUGUCUGGAGCAAGACCUAGCCUCCAGCAGCCACAACAUUCAGGUCGCUUUAUUGUCUCUUCACUUCGCGGAUAUUUUCACAUCGUUUUACGGUGUCAUAGCAAAGAGAGACGAGCGAGGACCGUGGUUUUCUUCUGCCCUUGGCCAUGCGAGGAGCUCGGUGCUUCGUAGAAGAAUGCGUCGCCGUCUCCCGGCGCUAGCUCAGGCGCGGCUCCAUGGCCAGUAGUAACAACAUGCUCUUGGCCUCUGCUGUGGUGGUGUGGGAAUGGCUGAACGAACAUGGUCGGUGGCGGCCCUACAGCCCCGCCGUCCCCCACCAGAUAGAGGCGGCCAUCCGGAGCAGCGCCCCCCGUGGAGGGAGCGUGGUCCUCGGCCAGGUGGACAGCCGGCUUUCGCCAUACAUCAUAGAUCUCCAGUCCAUGCACCAGUUCCGACAGGACACAGGAACUAUUCGUCCGGUGCGGAGGAGUUUUUAUGAUCCAGCCUCAGCCCCGGGCCAGGGCUGGCAGUGGGAGUGGGAAAAUGAUGCAGGGACAUGGACGCCCUAUGACAUGGAGGUGGCCAUCGCCAUCGAGAGCGCCCACAGCCGCCAGCAGCCCUGCCUUGACCUGACACCACUUGGCUUCUGCUACCUCAUAGAUUUUCAGAACAUGACACAGGUGAACAGACAAAGCCAGAGGUGUCGGAGGAUCCAGAGGCGUGCUGAAAUGGCCUACCCUUUAGUGUCUGGUCCUCUCCCUGUUCCCAAAGGGGGAGGAGUAGGAGAAGGUGGAGGCCUAACGGGAGCCUUGCUGGGUGUUGGGGUUUCAGGGGCCAGCAUGGGGAUUGGAAGCUCUGCCUACCCAAAUGGAGGCUUACCGGCUACUGGACUGGGCCAGCCUUGUUCCUGUCAGCAGUGCAUGCUGGUCCUUAGUGUAAAGACCAAUACAAUAGGAGCAGGAGUAGGAGCAGCUGGGAUACAGAUUCUAGGUAGACGCUCACUAACCAUGCAGCGACCCAAGAACUCAGCACCCACCGCCUCCAGGCCUCUGAGUCCAUCUAAAUCGGCCACUCUGGGACGAGGACAGCAGCAGAACUCCAACUCCAACUCCAAUUACUAUCAGACGCUGCCUCAUGGCCUCGCGAUCUCCAAAAACACCGCCUCGCCAAGAAGGAACGCCCAGCUCUUUGCUCAGUCGCUGGCCACCCUCACUGCUGGCACGUCCUCUCUGGGUAUCUCCUCGUCUUCCAACAGGCCGCCUCCCCCAUCCCUCCCACCUCCUCAGCCUCCAUCAUCCAACCCGAAUCUAAACCCUCCGUCCAUUCCACCCAAGCACUCGUCAUCUUCAGCCAAUGAAUCAGUGCCAACUGCCACAUUAAUUACUCCUGCCAGCAAUGUGACCACACCCCCUUCUCCUGUGCCAUCCCCAUCACCAGUGGUGAUGAAACCACAGCGGGCGCCGUUGUCUGCAGCUACAGUGUGCCAUGCCCCGUUGCCACAGAGAUCAAGCUUAGCCGGGCUGAGCCGACCAGCAUUACAGAGGAUCGCUAUGGCCCAGUCCAGAGCGCUCAUAGCAUCAGGUGUGCCCACUGUCCCGGUGAAGAACCUCAAUGGAUCCAGUCCUGUUCACCCUGCGCUGGCUGGGAUCACAGGAAUCCUGAUGAGUGCUGCCGCUCUGCCUGUGUGUCUGACCAGGCCUCCUAAACUCGUGCUGCACCCUCCACCUGUGAGCAAGAGUGACAUCAAACCAGUGCCAGGCUUCGGCCACUGCUGCAGGAAAACUACCAAGAAACAAGUCCGCAAGGGGAAAACUCCAGAGGAGGUGGUAAAGAAGUACCUGCAGAAAGUCAAAAGUCCACCAGAGGAGGACUGUACCAUCUGUAUGGAGCCACUGGCGGGUCCAUCUGGAUACAAGGGUCCAGGAGUGGGCCCUGUUUCCAGGGCAGAGUCAGUUGGGCGGCUAGUACAGUGUGGGCACCAGUACCAUUUCCAGUGUCUGGUGGCCAUGUAUAAUAAUGGCAACAAGGACGGCAGUCUUCAGUGCCCUACAUGUAAAACCAUCUAUGGUGUAAAGACAGGCAACCAGCCGGCAGGGAAGAUGGAGUACCACGUCAUCCCUCACUCUCUACCGGGGCAUCCUGACUGCAAAACCAUACGCAUCAUCUACAACAUACCCCCAGGCAUUCAGGGACCAGAGCAUCCGAAUCCAGGGAAACCCUUCACUGCCAGAGGCUUUCCUCGACACUGCUACCUCCCAGACAGCGAGAAAGGGCGCAAGGUACUGAGACUGCUCCUGGUAGCGUGGGACCGCAGGUUAAUCUUCUCAGUUGGCACUUCGAGCACUACAGGAGAAUCUGACACAGUGAUCUGGAACGAGGUCCAUCAUAAGACAGAGUUUGGUUCCAACCUGACGGGCCACGGCUUUCCCGACCCCGGACACCUUGACAACGUCCUGGAAGAGCUCAGGGCUCAGGGCAUCACAGAGGAUGACGGACUGAUGGAAAAGUGAAAACAACAGUGAGAGAGCAGUGAGGGGUGCAAGGGAGAACGAGGAGUAGGGAAGAGAAGUGGGCCUAACCAUCAAAAUAACAGGAGGAGGAGGAGGAAAAGAGGAAGUCCUCAAUUGAGAAGAACCCUCUGCCAGCACUUAGAAGGGGUGCAGAGGGAUGUUUUGGGUUAUCGAAGACAUUGAUUUUGUUUGCAGCAGUAACCACUUUUCAAGAUGUUGCCUGUCGUUGCAAGUCUAUCCAGACUUCACGGUUUUCAAACAAGCACAUGAACAGAAAUGGGUGUUUGAAGAAGCAGCAGCACGGGAAAAAAAAACCCUGAAAACGAAGAAGAGGAUAAGACAUUGGGAGAAGAGAUGGUACUCGUGGUUUUAGCUACUUAACUGCUAGGUACUAAAUGUCAAAAAGUGAGAAUGAAUCGGUACUAAUAUUCAGGACUAAAACAAUUUUACUUUACUGAAAGAGAAACAUACAAAGAUGGUAAAACGUUAGGGCAGUUCAGUAGAAACUGGGAGAGCAAGGACAAAGAGAAGGAGCAGUGGGGGAAGGGACUGGAUGGAGGAGACCAGGGAAUAAUGUAGCAGAAAGGGAGAAAGAUGGUGUACGAAUGUAGUGUAGGAUAGGAGUAGAGUAAAAUUAACUUGUAUGGUACUGUUCAGGUACUUUAGCUGUCGGUAAAAACACGAGCAAACCAAGGGUGAUAAAAGGACUGGGCACUUGCUUUGUUCAGACCACCUGCCUGUUUGUGGGUGAAGUGAAAUGCUGUUGCUCCCUCUUGUGGUUUUUUCUAAUAAACUACACCUCAGUCUGCAAGCUACUGAGAAAAAAUCAGUAUGUUACCAUGAGUUACCCACUUGUGUUACUUUUUAUCAUUACUAUAAUCCUCAUUUAACAUCAUUCCAUACUUUACCUCUUACUUUUGACUUGAUGAGUUUUACGUGUCCUAGGCUCUGUACUGACAAGAGGCCAAACUAAGGCCACAUCAUUUGGGCCUUUUUGGAGUCUUACUAUUGAGCCUCUAUGGUUCAAGUUAACCUUAGAUACACAGGUACCAGUAUUUACAUAUAUAUGCUUAUUUAAUUUUUUUUCACAUAGUUUCAUUGGAUGUGGAUGCUGUUGCGUCCUGUCAACAGUGGGGCACCUGUGAGAAAAGCAGAUGUGAUUUAAAAACCCCUGAUGAAUCAAAGCCCAGGCGAUUUGCUUCAAGGCCUUAGUGUUCAGUUCCAUUGACACUGAGUUUCACUGUCAGUGCUUAAAGCAAAGCGAAAUGAUCCCGGGGCUGGUCUCACAAUCAGAAAGCCCCUCAGAUUGGGAAGGGUGGAGAGGACAAGAGAGGCAGAGCUGACAAACAAACACAGGGCCACUGAGAAGAAAGAGCAGCUUUAGAUUUUUAAUAAAUGUAACCUGGUCCAAGCUGUCAAAACUCUUAAAAGGUUUAGGAGAUGUCACCAAAUGAUAAUGAUUUCUUACAAAAUAAAUUAGUGAAAAUUUAAUUAGUAGAACUUUUGAGAUGGUACUGAGAAAACUAAAGACUGAACUGGAGGCCUCCCCUGUACAUGUUUGGUCAACGCAGUGCCUUUGCCAGAUGAUGUCACCAUCUGGUGCGGCGAGGGUGAAAAUAUCAUAGGUCACACACAGCUUCAGUUAGAAGUUAGAAGCUCGUGCAUAGUUCAUGUGCAAUUCUGGGGUCUGAAGAGACUCGUGUGAAAUCACAGAGGGAAGCCAGUCAGUUGUGUUUGUGGCUAAACCUUUUUCAGUGCUGCAUGUUGUUCUGCCUUUUACGGCAUAUGAUCUUUCAUACUCAGAAAGUAGAACUGAAGUGACAGUCAUUACAAGCUGAAUGUGCAUUGAAGACUAUUUUUCCAGUCAUGUAUUUCAUCUGUGAAGAUUUCUUAAAAAUAAUGUUAAAAUAUUGUCUCUUGUGAACCCAAUAUCGUGUAUUGUCUCAUCUUGUGAGCUCAGUGUAUCGUCACACCCCUACCUCUGCGUUAUGGGGCCCACUCCACAUGUUCAUUAGUUUCUCUCCCACCAGGCCCACAGACUUUACAUUGGGAUGUUGUCCUGCAAAUAAAACUCUGCUUCCAGGCUCUGAGAAAGUUUUACAAGUAAAAAUCCUCCAUGGAGUACAAAUUCAGAAUAGAAAGAGCGAUAAUUGACCUGGUUUGGAGUUCAAGGUGUCCUGUUGACAGUUUUACAGAUGUUGGAUUUUUCAUUGGAGGACCGUGAGUACCUGGGAAAAAUGAUCUGAUUGGCUGAGUAGCUGUGCCGUAUCCAGCUUUGUAAUACAUUGAUGAUAAAAUCACAGUGCGCGGUGUCUGAACUCAGAGGCCUCAUUUGAAUCAAAUAAGAUGCUGUGGUCGGCCGGUCAGGGUUUAGAGCGUUUGGCCAGUGAGGACAUUUUAGUCCUUUUAGAUUAUAAUCCCUGUAGGUAUGCAUUUUCAGGACAAUUUGUUUUGAAGAGGCUUAUAACAGUGUGCAUAAAAACUGAAUUAAGGUUUGUCACGUGGGGCUUUUAAUCUGUGACUGAUCAUUAAGGUGAUCAUUAUUCUUAUCUCAACAACUCUCCUCUUAUCUCCACCUGAACCAACUGAUGACACACUGCUCAGUCUCUGAGUAGGGUCUGUAAAUGACCCCUGUGUGUGUGUGUGUGAGAGAGAGAGAGAGCAUGUGUGUGUGUGUGAGAAAGAGAAUCUGUGUACUGUGUAUACUACCAGCAGGUAGGGUAUUAUCUGGGGACUUCAUGAUUAUGAUGACAGUGAUGGUAUGUCCUGUACAGUAAAUUCUUUAUUGCAUUUUUUAAAAUAUGAAGUGUAGUUACACAUUUGUUUUUUAAUAGCAUCUUUCUUGACGGCAUCAUAGAGGAAAUUGCCUUUUUCAUUUUGUACAUUAUGUCCUUUAUGAUUUGUUACAAUUGGUUUACUAAGACAUAAUUGCAGACUACAGUCUUUUUCCACUGUGUACAGAAGCUAAGCUGAUUUGCAUCAUCUAUUCUUUGUAAAAGGAGUUUGAUGGUAGACUUUUGAGUACGAAAUGUAAUGAUUAUUAAAAGUCAAACCCUUGCUCUUCACCUGCUACACUUGCUCUUCUGUGGGGUAAAACACAUUUUAUUUUCUAUAUAUCUGUCCUGCUACUCAUCUGCACUGAGCCUUAAUCUGCCUGCUCUCAACAUUUCUGAUCCUGGAAGGUUUCAUAGCAGACUUGCCGACGGACCUUUUGGUCCUGUGUCCACCCCCUUUUAGCAGCAGAAUGGUUCAAGAGCAGGUGGGUCAAUGAAAAUGAUGUUUUUGAAACUUGUGAAAUGUUUUUAAAAACCACAUGUCCUGUUGUGUUGUAGCAGUGUCCUGCCACCGUUGGCCCAAACACUGCACAGUGACUUGGGUCAGCAAUGACUCUGUAUGUUCUGUAAGUCACUUUUAUUGCUUUUAAUUUGUCUUUUUUUAUUAGAAAAAGAAAUACUUGGAUUUAUAAGUAAACACUGAAAUAAAUGUCAUUACUCAACAGUUUUUUUUUUUUACUAUUUCUCUUGACUUGCUGAAUUGGAUGAUUUGAGUCUGAUCAGGCCAUAAUUAUGUCAUUGUGGGGUUAAAAGUGUUGUAGUCCCUCUACAGCAAACUCUUACCCUGCUAGACAAAUUAUGAGUUCCAAGUCUGGAGGAGAACAAUAUUACAGAUUUGAGCCUGAAGCCAUGUGAGCACUAUAGCAAACCGCUAUAACUCACUUAUUUCAGUUUUGUUCCUUCUUCUUUGGAUUUGUUUGCCAUCACUAGCUCCCAUUCCUACUAAAGGCAGUUUCCCCUUCAAACAUCGGUGGAUAUGAGCCUUCCAAGGCAUUUUCUGUGAGGUGAGGGUGGGAUGGAGAUGAGCAUGAAAAGCGGUGUACAUAUUGCAAAAUAAUUGCUGGAUUAUGAGUGAUUAAUACAAAAAAAUAAAGAACGAA